AUGCAGGAGCACUUUGAGUCGUGCUGUCCAGGAUUAUAUUAUGUUGAUGGUACUCUGUUACAGUCGACGAGCUUGGUAGCGCAAAGCGUAACCUGUGGCGAGGCAGUGGUCAUGUGUAGCUCUUCUGCUGCGGCUGAAGUUCUUAGACUACGCACCAGAUGUUCGAGAUCAGCAAGGCGACUGGGCCGCCGUCAAAAGACUACAAAACUGUUCGCUACUGGUCAGUUUGAAAAAGGCGCGUUUGGCUCCACCAUGAAGUGCGUUUAG
Molecule: messenger RNA, 267 nt
Organism: Chondrus crispus (carragheen)
Lineage: Eukaryota; Rhodophyta; Florideophyceae; Gigartinales; Gigartinaceae
Exons: 1
Coding region: 1-267 (88 amino acids)
Source: RefSeq, a predicted model, not a curated record